GCUGCUAACCACAUCGCUAAACGCUAACUCAUUCACUGUUCAGAGGUGCAUAUUAUCAGCCUGUAGCCUGCUGCUAACACCGACUAGCACUGCUGGAGCAGCUUUAGCAUUCGCUGCUAACAACACUAAGCGCUAGCUCUUUCUUUGUAUAGAGGUGAUGGCGGAGGAUAUUCAGCAGAAGCUGCAGAAUUACCGCACGGCGCCCUUCGACGCCCGCUUCCCCAACCAGAACCAGACCAAGAACUGCUGGCAGAAUUAUCUGGAUUACCACCGUUGCCAAAAAUCCCUGGAGGCCAAAGGAGUAGACAUCACACCCUGCGACUGGUACAAGAGGGUCUACAAAUCUAUCUGCCCCAUGUCCUGGAUUGAGAAGUGGGACACGCAGCGGGAGGAUGGGACCUUCCCCGGGAAGAUAUGAAGAUCUUCCCACCAAAGAGUGACAUCAUCAUCAUCGUUGGCACGGGAACCUCAAACCGUUUGUGUGUGUAAACCUGUACCCUGCCGACUGGGACCUGAAUCUAUUUCCCACAAUGCACCUGUGGAUGAUUGGGCGGGGCUGAAUCUCUGUGGUACAUUCCUAAUUAAAGUGAAAGUAUUGUUUUGCAGCUGCUGCAAUAAAUAAAUAAAUCUCUCAGGCGUUAUAACCAG
Messenger RNA from Astyanax mexicanus (Mexican tetra), 648 nucleotides. RefSeq names its product cytochrome c oxidase subunit 6B1. Bases 158 to 418 code for a protein of 86 amino acids. NCBI's taxonomy places the organism in Eukaryota, Metazoa, Chordata, Actinopteri, Characiformes, Acestrorhamphidae. The record is from RefSeq and is a predicted model, not a curated record. Gene Ontology annotation, cellular component: respiratory chain complex IV; mitochondrion. The transcript has 4 exons.